This is a messenger RNA of Perkinsus marinus ATCC 50983, 3851 nucleotides long. RefSeq lists its product as hypothetical. Gene Ontology annotation, biological process: urea transmembrane transport. Gene Ontology annotation, cellular component: membrane. Lineage: Eukaryota; Perkinsozoa; Perkinsida; Perkinsidae. Gene Ontology annotation, molecular function: urea transmembrane transporter activity; protein binding. The record is from RefSeq and is a predicted model, not a curated record. The transcript is spliced from 19 exons. The coding region runs from base 30 to 3851 and encodes 1273 amino acids.
AGUUUGUGGUAAAAUAAUAUUGUAUUGAAAUGGCCGCUCGCUCGUAUGAUGGAAUGUCUACCUCUCACACGGCCGUCGACAUCAGAAUCAAGCGUAAUUGGGCUCAAAGAUGGGUUGAUCUUGUGGAUUCCUCCAAGUGGCUGGCGGUAUUCUUUUGUGAAGCGGAGACUAUCAAACCAACUAUUCCUAAUAAGGAGGACAGUCGAGGAUUGAAGGGCUUUUGGAAAGAGUUUGUUUGGUUCAUAAGUUCGGUGAUUCGAGGCAUGGCUCAGCUUACUUGGAACGAUAAUAUAUGGACGGGACUUGGUAUCUUAUCUGGUGCAUGCGUUGGCAAUUGGUGUGUCGGCAUAUGUGCAUUCAUUGGAUGUUGUUACACCACUGGUUUCCCUCUACUAUUCGGACCACCUGAAUUGAAGCCACUCGUAGGGUCUGGAAUAUACGGUUUGAACGGUACCCUUCUUGGCAUGGCUAUGGGCUGUUUUGAUGCUAGAGCCUCUCAGGCUAGGACCUUCGAUGAGGUGAUGCUAAGCUGCUGUCGACUCUUCCUACCACUCAGCUUUAUGGCGGUGUUCUGUGCUGUAGUCACACAGUGGCUCAAUUCUAAAUGGACUGCCAAGACGGGCAUCCCAGCAUGCUCCUGGCCAUACAACGUUUCGAUGUGGACAUGGAUUGCAUGUGCUACUCUUACGACGAACUUCCAGACUAUCUAUACAGCGAAUCCUCCGUCGGCUCCUCAGUACGGUGAUGUCACGGCUGAGUGGUUCUUCCGCAGUUGGAUGACCGGCAUCUCACAGAUGAUGUUCAGUUUGAAUAUGUGGUCUGGUUUUUGCCUCUUGGUCGGGGCGUUUAUAGGGUCUCCUUCCUCAUGCUUCCUCACUAUAUGGGGAUCUCUAAUUGGAGUGGUUACUGGUGUCCUCUUGGGAAUGCCGUUCAACUCUAUUAUAGGCCUGGGAGUGAUUGGCUUCAAUCCGAUAAUAUAUGCAACUGGUAUGGGAGGUCAAUUCGUGGCCCCGAGUCUGGUUGGUUUCAUCUGGAUGACGUUCGGCUGCGUUAUGUGUGGCAUUUUGGCGCAGUUGGCUACCAAUCUAGCUGUCCUCCCUUGGGGCGGCGGGUCGUAUUCGGUGCCCUUCACGGUAGUGGUGACGUUUAUGUUUGGUCUGUUCCAGGAGGAUCUGGUGGCCAGGGCAACGAGUAAACAGUUGGAGCUCAUUAUACGGGCACUCUAUCAAUGUAAUCCACAGAUGAGGGAGAAGGGGGAUCUGGCUGCUGCUAUAUGGCAUGCAGUGGGAAUGCUUUGUUUACAUCGAGCAUCUGCCGCGGCAGCCACAGCUGGGCUGCCUGGUGCUGGUAACACUAGUCCGAGGAAAGGCUCGCCGAUGGCAGGGUCGAGGGCAACAUCACCAGCGGGGGAGCUGAGAAAUCUAUUGUUGAACUCUAAGGAAUGGCAAGUUGCUGCUGGUGUGGUAUUCUCUAUAGCACAUGUUAUUAAUUCGCUAUACGCGGAUAAGUGUGGGAGAGUAGACCAGAAAUCCCUCCUUAUGGCCCUUACGUUAGCAACCACUCCCAAUAGUCUCACCGAGACGGAGCUCGUUGGCAUCUCUCGCCUGCAGCAAAGCAUUUUGGCCAAUCUGCCGGCGAAGGCGCUUAUUGAUGAGGUUGCUCCGAGUUUGAUCGAUCCCUAUGUUAAAAAUUUGAAGCCCCUCAUCGACCUGACGCACCCAUCUAUCUUGGAUGCCUCACGGCUUCCGAUAUUUGAACGAAGUGCAUUAAGAUAUGCCCUCCAGGGGUACAGCUCCCGGCUGUGUUUAUUUGCUGAUGCCCAUUUAUUGGCGUUGACGUCUAUAGCAUUGGCCUCGACAGAAUUCGGCAUCAACGUUACACAGCUCGCCAACCCUUACCGUCCGAAUGUGCCUUGGUAUCAGCUCGUUGGUGGAGACUCUCCAGCCGCUCAGAGAGCGAGGCGUAAUGGGAUGUCGACUGAGUCAGACUUGCACGUUGCAGUGCAGUUGUUGUUGAAGUAUUGCAGGACGGCGGCUUCCUCUGCAGCUAGGAGGGCGGCAAUAGCUGAGGCUGUGGUGGCCGGUUCGUCUAGGCGCAUGCCUGAGGUGAUGGCUUCUGGUGGCAUGGCGGUCAACAGAAGGAUGGAAUUCGACAGUUAUCAACCAUUGGGAAUAUCAAUCUUGGGAGAUAGAGUUGUCGGAGUAGAUGCAGGGCGACAAGCAGCGAGUGUUGGCGUGCGGGUGGGCUGGCGACUUGUGAGGGUUAAUGAGCAUCCUUUUUCCGGCGAAAUUCUGCGGGAUGUUAUCGCGGCGAAAAAAAGGUGCUCGAUUGAAUUUGAGAUACCAGGAGAGGAGCUAGGCAGCAUGUUCGGAGGGGGUCUUACGACGACCGAUUCUGGAAGCACUACAGUGACGACGGCUGGCAGUGGCGGAAGCAGUAGUAAUGAUAGGUUCCACCACCCGGGUGGCACUUUAAUGGGAAUUGCUCGUGGUGGUGGUGGUGGUGGUGGUAAGAGGAAGCAACCGGGCGAGGGUCGUCAGCAGAAGGUGGCGGCGGCGAGUCCGACUAAGAAGAAACGGACGGCAGCGGGUAAGAAAGCGGCAGCAACUGGGAAAGGAAAGAAGGUUGUAUCAUCAGCUGAAGGAUCUGUGGCUGCGGCGACGUCAGCAGAAGUGGCGGCUGCGGCAAUGGCGGCAGUGGGGCUUAUGAAGGAAUCGGGAACAGAGGAAGGAGGGGAUGCUGGAGGAGCAACAGUUUUGGGGGACUUAUCUGUCUAUCCCCCAGCUCAAAGAGAAGGGCCUCCUGAGCUGCUGAAUGCCAUCCCAUCGCUUUCUUCCUUGGCUGCCCCACCGGACGCGAAUACUAAGAUAUCUGACGGUACCUCGAUAGAAGCAUCCCCUCCAAUGUCGCCUACUGGACUACCGACGGCUAUGGACGGUACCUCGAUAGAAGCAUCCCCUCCAUUGUCGCCUACUGGACUACCGACGGCUAUGGACGGUACCUCAAUAGGAGCAUCCCCUCCAUUGUCGCCUACUGGACUACCGACGGCUAUGGACGGUACCUCGAUAGGAGCAUCCCCUCCAUUGUCGCCUAUUGGUCUACCGACGGCUAUGGACGGUACCUCGAUAGAAGCAUCCCCUCCAUUGUCGCCUACUGGUCUACCGACGGCUAUGGACGGUACCUCGAUAGAAGCAUCCCCUCCAUUGUCGCCUACUGGUCUACCGACGGCUAUGGACGGUACCUCGAUAGAAGCAUCCCCUCCAUUGUCGCCUACUGGUCUACCGACGGCUAUGGACGGUACCUCAAUAGGAGCAUCCCCUCCAUUGUCGCCUACUGGACUACCGACGGCUAUGGACGGUACCUCGAUAGAAGCAUCCCCUCCAUUGUCGCCUACUGGUCUACCGACGGCUAUGGACGGUACCUCAAUAGGAGCAUCCCCUCCAAUGUCACCUACUGGUAUGCAGAUGACGGCUAUGGACGGUACCUCGAUAGAAGCAUCCCCUCCAAUGUCACCUACUGGUCUACCGACUGCUAUGGACGGUACCCCAAUAGAAGCAUCCCCUCCAAUGUCACCUACUGGUCUACCGACGGCUAUGGACGGUACCUCGAUAGAAGCAUCCCCUCCAUUGUCACCUACUGGUAUGCAGAUGCCGGUUAUGAGCGGUACCUCAAUAGAAGCAUCCACUCCAUUGUCGCCCUCUGCUGGGUCACUGCCACCGGGACUGACGGUUGAGCAAGAAGAAGACCUAAUAGGAAGUCCCGAUAUUGGUGGGGCGGUUCAGCAGUCCCCUGCGGGUGUAGCUACUACAACAACAGUACUACAAAACCGAGGAGGGAAGGGGGAUGUAUGA